GGGAGGACCUGGCUGGGCCCCACCCAGAAAUAUCCCUGCACACGCGGCCUGGGCAGGGUGAGGCUCCCAGGGCACCGCAUUAGCAAGGCCACUGGACUCACCUCCAGGAACCCUGAAAAGGUGUGCAAGGGGCGAUUGUGACCUGGGAGACCUCAGGGGUUAAAACCCUGUCUUGGGGGGGCUCCAGCAGGGCCUCGUGGGCCCCGUGUCGCCCCAACACCUGGAUGGGGUUGCUGGGGAGCAACCUACACAGAGGCAGCUUGGCCAGCAGUAUAGUCCACUGCAGAGGAGGCCAAGCCAGCUGCCCCCUCCCCCAUGCCAGGGCAGGUGGAGGGCCUCCCAAGGGACCCGUGGGCGCGGCUCAGACCAUCCCUGGCUGCUUCAAAGAGGGGCGACUUGGGACCUACGGGGACGUCCACCUUCCAGGCCUUUGGAAAACCGGCGGCCCCCGCCCAGCUGUGCGGGAUCCAGGGGCUGGAAGAGCCACUUUCCCGGACCCACGCUCAAGGGUCGGCGGCUUCUCAGGGACUUCCCUCUGCCUGGGUGUAGCCCCCUCCCCACCCCCAGAAGCCGCCCGGUCCUCAUGGUGCCAGGGACAGCGGGACAGCGCGUGGCCGAAUGGGAGCCCCACCCGUUGGGCAUCGCGGACUGGGCCUGGACCGCCGGCUUUCCCACAGGGAUCGCGGGGCGGGCCAGUGGCGCCGGCCUCCGAGUGCGCGCGGGCGUGUGCGGAGCGCCCGUGGACGCGGCGCCGGAGGCCGGGACGCGAGCUAGGUUCCUGGCCGGGGUUGUUGUGGGGCGGGGGGUGGGGGGGCGUCGCGAGGUGGAGGUGCCCCGGACCGAGGUUAUUGAGGCUUGAUGGACAGCUACUGCUCCUCACUGUUGCUGUUUUGGGUAGUUGGGGGGAGGGGGGAGUGGUCCCAGCUCAGACAGACAUCCGGGCUCCCCUCCCUCGCUCAGAAAUGGUGCCUUCGCGGUCCUCCCGCCCCUGGUCCCGGGCAGCCCACGCCAGGGAACGCUGCAGCAGCCCCGCGAUGGAUCUUCCUGCUCCUGCGGCGUUGCGGCUCUGCUGUCCUGGGGUCUCCAGUGGAGAAAAGGGAGCGCUGGCUCCGCCGCCACCCUGGAAAGGUAGCCAGGGAUGGCGGUGCGGACGGCGAGGCCUUGGCGCCGCGAUGGGGCUGGGCGGCGCCGGCGCGGACGCCAGCCGGGCCCCCUCGGCCCAGACGGGCGCGCCCUGAUUUACCAGCCUUAUUAAAGACGCGUUGUAACUUCCCACCUUCUUGCCGCAGGACCCGGGAAGCCACCGGGCUUGGCCACAACCAGGGCAGAGUGAAUGUAAAGCAGACCGUGGUCUGAGGCAGUGUCUGAGUGAGACGUCCAGGUGAAGCAUGGACCCCAGCCGCUCCGCGGGGCAGCAGUAGGAGUGAGUCCUUCCUGGGUGCCACUUCCAAACAUGGGCUUCAUAAACAGCACCAGGCGCAGUGGAUAGAGGCCCAGCCUACCCCGUGUGACGUCAUCCUGACCAGUUACACCCCGCUGCUUCCUGCAGACACUGGGCAGUAGGAAGUCAACCCUUAGUGAAGUGCUCUCCAUGGUCCGUCUCUCUGCCUGUGCUGGCGCAGACCCUGACUGGUACGAGGAGUCUGGACCUCAGGCGUCGGGAGGAAGUCCCACCCAAGACUCGAGAACCAAGCCUGCGGCACCGGGUUUAUCAUGGGGUGCAGCAACUGGACCCCGUCACAGAGGACAUCGGCAGCACAAGGGUGAGUUUGGACUUUGUUCCUGGGUGACCAGAGGUUGUGGGAGGCGCAGGGCCGGGUGUGACGGUCACGGGGGCACCAGGAGAGGGAUCCAGACCGGAGCUGCGGGAGCAGCACAGCAUCAGCCGGGUGAGCCUGCCACGUUCCUGGUGUGCGGGUGGCAGAGCCCACGCCGGGGCCCGCCGUCCUCCCCUCCGGGCGCCUGGGUCCUUCUGCGCGUGGACAGGAAGCUGCUUGCUGACUGCCAGGGAAACACAUUCCAAGCCUCUCCAGGAUUGCUUGGGGGCCCGCUCAGGGGGGCUUACCUGCCCGCCAGUGUGACUUCUUUUCUGCGCAAAGGAUUUUGUGCCUCAGUAUGAACUUGAAGAACCAGCGAACUCAGGGCUGCCCAAGUUCCGUUCCAUUAUCCUCAGCCUGCGGGAUGGUCAGCAGCCCUCCUGCCUGGGAGACAGACGCGGUAAGACAGCUCCUUGCUGUGGUCAGAUCCCGGGGUCUUCCUCACAGCUUCCGGCACAGGGUGGUCACGUGCCCGGCUGAUUCCCCGUGCCGUACGUAGACAGUGCUGGAUUAUGCAGGAAUCUGGACGGACCGCAGGAGUGGGAAAUAAUGCUGUCAAGUAGAGGUGGCUGCCAUUGCGAACGCCGUUAAUACGGAUGGAGACGACUUACAUGCGAGCCUUCCCUUGGUGUCAAGACGUUCCGGUCGUAACACGAAGCCUGGGUUAGCAGUUCCACUGCGCUGUGGCUGGGAAGCAGAAUACCAACGCUUCCGCGUCGUGUCACGGAGCUCCUGAUAGACACAGGCAGGAGGAGCAAUUCGGCGUCACUGGGAAAAGCGGUGCUUCUAUCUCCAAGCUCACUGGGCUAACUCCGUGCAUGCCUACUGUAUGCAAAGCCUAUCUUUGACUAUCAUCUGCAUGCAGCAAACUCGAUGUCAAUUAGGAAGUGCUAUCAACACCCCCUGGCAUCCUCACUGGGGAAUUAAACCCGGCCGGGCUUCCGGGAGUGCAGUGGGUUUUCUGUGAACAGAGGAAGGGAGCGAACGUGCUGUAGUUCCCGGAGCCUCGUCAGGUCUGUAGUCCACUCCGGAGCAGUUCGCACCUGACGUCGUCAUGGCUCUGUGUCACUGGAUUACGUAAGAAGCUAAAUAAAAGAUGGUCCGUGAAUAGC
Molecule: messenger RNA, 2929 nt
Organism: Oryctolagus cuniculus (rabbit)
Lineage: Eukaryota; Metazoa; Chordata; Mammalia; Lagomorpha; Leporidae
Source: RefSeq, a predicted model, not a curated record